Molecule: messenger RNA, 3617 nt
Organism: Heterobilharzia americana
Lineage: Eukaryota; Metazoa; Platyhelminthes; Trematoda; Strigeidida; Schistosomatidae
Source: the annotation of a GenBank genome assembly
GUUUACAAGAGUUAGCGCUAAGGUCAUUCUUCGGCGUGGUUCGUUUGAAGUGUUAUAGAUCCAAUGCUGAUGCAGACGCUGAAAACCUUACGAUACUUAGCCAUCUAGACAUGUGCAGAUGUAAUAAUAAAACGAGUCUUGUUGGAUGUCAGAAGUUUUUCAGCUGGUUUCCAGUUGUAUUUAUUCUCUUAGUUGUUGGAUGGUCAUAUUAUGCUUAUGUAUAUUCGUUGUGUAUAGUCCAGGUCAGCUCUGUGGCAGCUAAAGGUAAUUUCUAUUGGAUAAAAUUCAUUUCAGUGUGUUUCCUGAUAUUCUUCCAUUUGAUUCUCUUGCUGUUCUGUUGGUCGUAUGUAAAGGCCAUAGUGACUCCUCCCAUAAGACCCCCAAAACAGUUCCUCUUAACAAGCACUGAAUGGGAGAGCUUGAAUGCUGCAUUUGGGAUGGAGACUGAUAGAAAUGCAAUAUUAGAGACAGUCGUAUCCAACCGUAAUCUUCCGGUUUAUCUUGCUGGCCCAGACGGGAAAAUUCGUGUAUGCAAUAUAUGUGCAUUAAUUAAACCUGAUCGUGCGCACCACUGUUCUGCUUGUGGAGUAUGUUUAUUGAAAAUGGAUCAUCAUUGCCCAUGGACCAAUAAUUGUAUUGGAUUUCAUAACCACAAAUAUUUUAUUGUCUUUUUAUCUUGGGGUGUGAUAUACUGUUUUUACAUUGUUUGUACGUCAGCAUCAUAUUUUGCAGAAUUUUGGACGUCUGUGAACAAUUUUUCAGUUGAUCGAUUUCAAGUUCUGUUCCUAUUUAUUAUGGCUAUUAUGUUCGGUAUUUGUCAACUUGGUUUAUGUGCGUAUCAUUUGUAUCUGGUUGGAAUUAAUCAAUCAACUUUAGAAACGUUCCAUUAUCCAAGACUACGUGGAGGACAACCAGAUAAAAAUUUAUUCAACUUGGGGAUAAAAGAAAAUUUCCGGGAAACAUUUGGUUCACGUUUUGUCUUAUCUAUGCUUCCUAUAUUCACUACCCCUGGAGAUGGUGUUAAUUGGCGUUAUCGACCCAAUCAUUCUGUACAGAAUAAUAAUUUGGAAGCUGGUAAUACAAACUCGCCUAUGCUUUUAACGACAAAGGUACCCUGACAGUAAUUGGGAGAUGAUGCAGAAAACACAAUGACAAACAGUAACUCGGUUAAUACUGCUGUGCCACACUCCCACCUAAUCUGUUUUCCUUGUAAACUUUAUUUACAGGAGUAUGUUGAAUAAUCUUUUAUGCGUGUCUGAUAUUUAUAUCUGGAUACUUUUGUAGUUCUGGAUUGCUGUUUUUAGAAAAAAGUUUCAACCGCGUUCAUGAGAGAAGUCAAAUUUUCACCGAAAUCUGUAAAUCUUUUAUUACGCCUUUACCUACCUACUCAUGUCUUUCUCUUCUCUGUUGAUUUAUGUUUUCUGAUACUUUAUUCUUACGGAUCAGCUGAAUUGGCUUCUGAAGAAGAAACUGAAGGACGAGGUAAUUUUAUCCUUCACAAUGAAUGUCGAUAUAACACGCUUUUAGCAUUUUGAGUUCAAACUCUGUUGUGAUUGAUUGUUAUUCUAGACACUUCUGAACUAAGUACUAGAGAAAUAUUUUCCCGUUUAACUUCCUUUUACUCUUCUGCUGAUGCAAUAUGUUGUGAGGAAAUCAUUGUCCACUCCAGCUUCUGUUGGUACACAUCGUCUUUUAACGGCAAAAUCGUGGGAAGAUCAUUUUUUUACCCAUUAUAUACGAGGCUUUUAUGUUUUAUCUAUCAGCUUAUUACUUAGUGUAAAAUACUUAAAUAUAUAUGCAUAUAUGUCACUACUUCCUAAAAGAAUUUUUUAUGGCUAUAUUGGCGUGAUUUUUUUCCUUGUUCAUCAGUGAAUUUAAUGCACUAAACAUCCGUCGAAAUUUGGCCUUUCUUAUAACUGUACUACCGGCAACUAGUAAGGAUGUAGGUCGCUUAUUUCAUCCUGUUUCAAAAUGCAAUCCUGACCUAUUUUCAUAUUAAUUUUAUGCUUUAGCUCAAGCUAGUCAGUAGAAAAACGUUACAAAAUAUAAUUCCAUAUUAGAUUUGUCUUGGUUUAUGACACGCAGUGGUAUACUUUUAUUUACUUGAUGGAGUUUGAACAUGAAUUAUUGCUCAUAAUCAUAUCAAUCACACUGAUAUGAUAUGAACAGUAAUUUAUGCUCGAAACGUCAUCAAGUAGAUAAUACUGUAUCACUGUAUGUUAUAAAUCAAACAAAGAAAUUAAAUAUGGAAUUACAUUGUACUACAGUGCCCAAGUUUUACACUUACGUUACGAGAUGUAACUACUUUUUCUUCAUAGUUGAGUGCGAAAAGUUCCUGAAACGGUAGAUACUAGCGAGGAGUGAAAGUCUUGUCUAUAACACUGAAAUCAACGCUAACGGAUUCAUCUCAAAGUUCUGAAGUCGACUUAAAAACUUAUACUGGACUGUAAUGCGGAUUACGUCAACAUGGAACCUCGCAUAGAAGUGCAUCGGUUCACGCUCCCACACCACAACAAUUGAAGAGUAAAAGAGUGACAUCAAAGUAGACAAUGGUGUAUGGAAGGAGGAGGAAUAUGAGAAUUAAAGGUUAGUGAAAAUACCCAAGGUUUAGAAGACAUCAAUGAGUCAAUAAAUCUGUUCCACUGUAUAUGGUUUUCAGCUAUGUCACCAAAAGUCUGAAACCAUUGAUUCCUACGGUCUCUGGGACCAGGCCAGGCAGUUCGCACCUCCAUACAUGGCUCAAACCAGUAGUCAUAGACUUCAUCAACUGGUGUGACGUCAUGGUUCGGCCACCUCAAGUCUUCUUACAGUCAAAUACUACUUUGGUCAACACAGCAUAUUGAGGUGGACGGUGGCUCGGCAUUCUCAACAUAUGUCCAAGCCACCUCAUUCAGUGAAAGUUCACAACCUCAACUGACUUUCCUGUCUUGUCUACUACCCUUUGUCUAAUCUCUACAUUACGUACACAUUGAUUCCACUGUGCGGGAGUGAUGCUGGGAAGAUACCUGUUUCAAAAAAACUGUAAUUCCUUGAUAUAUAAUUUCAGUGCUUGUGUCAUUGCUGUAUAACUGGACAGAAUGGAUUGCAGCUCACUUCACUCUUCUUUUAACAGGUAGUUGAAUACCUCACCGAUGCCAAAGAUGACGCAAGUUGACUAGUGUCGAACAGGUCAUCUGCAUCCGACCUGAGAUUCCAUCAGUAACCAGUCCAUUUGGGCUAAUACAACUCCCCAAUUAAGUGAAGUGGUCGACGCAUUCUACCAUUUCGUUCACCGUCGUUAAACUGGGAGUAUUUGCAAACCAGUUAUCGAGAUUGUGUUAAAAGCAUAGCAAGUCCUUAUCUGCAAUCUCAAAGUAUUAUUGUUAUAAUAUUGUAACCUUUUGGUUCGAUUAAAUCUACACCUAUAUGUUUUAUCCGUAUUCAGUACGAAUCAAAGUCACAAUCAUGAAUGUUCCUAAUGUAUCCCUCUUUUAUCCUCAUAAUAGACGUUCUGAUUAUACCCCCUACAUUUCAAAAGCCUUGUACAUUUUUCACAUAUUUUGUGGGUUAGCAGUCUACUUUCGUUUAUUUUCCCAGUCGUUUGGUGUGAAAUAGGUCUAAAGUCAACUCUCACGUAG